GGAGCAGUAAGCCUUGUAAAUGUUAGGUUGCUGCACCCUCCUUGCGUUGGCGCAUGGCUGCCGUGAGCCAUUCCGCAGUAACUGUAUGGCUCUCGAGGAGCGCAUCACGAAAUCCUUGAGCUCCAACCACAGAAGAUCCCACUGCCUCCAGUCGCGUCGAGUCUCAAUAAUUUUGGACAGACCCCUGUCAUAAGUCACGUGGUUGGAGCCUAGACCCCUGGCUCGUGACCUUGGUGGACAUGACACCUCAAGUCACCCGCCGACGUCACACUUUAAGAGGCGCGCGCUUCACGGUGGCUGGUGGUUGCAUCCAUACAAAGUAUUAUUCAAAUGGUUGGUUGAGGUAACAGGCAGGCUAUGGUUCUAUUUCUUCUUCCUAAACUCUCCUACAUCAACCUAUUUGCUCUCUUUUACGAAAUUUCCUUCUCCAUUUGUGCUAUUCCUAACUGAAGUUGACAUUUAUGAAGCCUGCUGUGGCCUAAAUAACAGCCAAAUAAUAUCUUCACGCCAGAACUCAAAGUUUCACAUGCCUUUAGAAGACUCCUGGCUGGUAGAAGGGGACGAUGAUGUCCGCAAGGAAGGGUCUGAGAGAUCAGUGAAAGAGGAGGAGUACGUCAUUCCGCGACACGACACAAAGCAAGACACAAAGGCGACUCGGCGGCCAAAGAGGACCACGAGGUCGCCUGACCCUGAGUUCAUUAUGCCAUCCCUUGAUUACAGGGCAAUAGAUGGCUCAUGGGAGGGUCUUUCUAGCGGGGCGUCCCGUUCUGAAGGGAACCCUCAAAGGCGGAAGUCGAGUACUCCGGAGAAACAACCAGACGCGAGGCGACGGAGCUCGCGUCAAGCUGCACAAAAUGGAAGUCCUCAGAAGCGUUCGCGUCCACCAAAUGUCCAACCACCACAGCGCCCUGCCGAAGGUGCUGGGUCUGAAUUUCUAGACGUUUUAGCCGGCCACGCCACGGCUAUGGUGUCAUUUGUACUGGACGUGCUGGGGAAGAGCCUCCGGAUUCUCAAGACGCCCAUCUCAUAUGCACUUGCUGUUUGGCUGUUGCUCGGCCUCAGUAUUAUGAUGCGGAAUUUCCUCACUAAUUCUAUUUACUCUUCGCUGUCGCCAUUAUGUCGUAUCCCAGGCACCUCGCUUCUUAACCUUCCUUUCUGCCCUUCAGGUGGCUAUGAUUCGAAGUCUGGUCCGUCACCAGCGGCGGAGUUUGACCAGCUGAUCUCUGUCCAAGGGAAGUUUGAGGAGGUGCUCGAUGAGAGUGCAGCUGGGGUGUCACUUCCUAUGGAUAUGAAGCGAGGGGAGGCGUCCAUUCGAGACCUACGACAGCUGGUGAGGUACAGCCAGUUGCAUUCAAAGAACGAGCUUGUUCUGGAGUUCGACGGAUUUAUAGAAACAGCAAGGAUUGCCUCGUACGAUCUUCAAAAGUUCAACAGCCACAUCGGAAGAGCUGUUGAUAAUGUGCUUGCUACAACCCGGUGGACGACACGAGUGCUUGAGGGCAUCCAGAUCCGAGAUGCUUCUCAAGGAGCAAUCAACAAUUUCGCGAAUAGCUUCGCCAAUAAGCUCCUCGCGCCGUUCCAGCCUGUCAAGUUCACUGAAUCAGUGCUGCUCGACCAAUACAUCAAGCACACUCAAAUCGUCGAAGAGGAGAUCAUGAAGCUGAUUGAUGAGGCUCAAGCCCUACUGAUGAUUCUGAACAGCCUCGAAGACCGACUCGAAGUCAUCCAUGGAAUCGUGACCCGCGACGGCCACCACGCGAUCGCCCAGAGGGAAGAGCUCCUCUCCGAGCUCUGGACCAUGGUCGGCGGCAACAGAGGCAAACUCAGCAAAACAAACCGGCAGCUCAAUCUCCUCAGGCAAGUAGGAGUAUACCGAAAGAUUGCCUAUGGCCACGUCUCAGCCACCAUCCUCAAGCUGCAGCAAAUUGGAUCGGGGCUUGAGGAUCUUCGGGAACGUGUUGGGUCGCCGGAGUUGUUACGGGAUAGGAUUGAUAUCCCGUUAUCUGUGCAUAUUGAGAAUAUUCAGCGGGGCGUAGAGAGGUUGGAGGAGGGGAGGCAGAGCGCGCGGAAGUCGGAGAAUGAACAUAUUGCGCAGACGCUGGAGAGGAGUAGGAUAGAGGGCACGUUGAUUGGGAUAGACUAAGGUUGUGUUUGUAUAGGUCUUGGGUGGGAAGGCAGGGGUCACUAUUAGAUAGGAUACCUAGAUAGAACCAUAAAUUGGUUAAACUCUCAAAUCCAGAGCCG
Messenger RNA from Pseudogymnoascus verrucosus, 2244 nucleotides. RefSeq lists its product as uncharacterized. The transcript has a single exon. The record is from RefSeq and is a predicted model, not a curated record. The coding region runs from base 527 to 2143 and encodes 538 amino acids. Lineage: Eukaryota; Fungi; Ascomycota; Leotiomycetes; Thelebolales; Thelebolaceae.